Molecule: messenger RNA, 3084 nt
Organism: Monopterus albus (swamp eel)
Lineage: Eukaryota; Metazoa; Chordata; Actinopteri; Synbranchiformes; Synbranchidae
Gene: eif4ebp2
Product: eukaryotic translation initiation factor 4E binding protein 2
Exons: 3
Coding region: 690-971 (93 amino acids)
Biological process (GO): negative regulation of translational initiation
Cellular component (GO): cytoplasm
Molecular function (GO): eukaryotic initiation factor 4E binding
Source: RefSeq, a predicted model, not a curated record
UUUCUAGAGCUCAUCUGUUGUCAUUCCAACUUAUCUAGCCUGUUUUCAAAAUAUGGUCAGUAAAUUGGCCCCGCCUACCACAUAGCAAAGGUUAUAAGAAGAGUUUUUCUAAGCAUGAGUGGCCAUUUCAAACAGUCAGCCCUCAGGGACCUCUCCUUGGCUAAAAGUCCGAAAGAGUAGCUGUUAGACCAUAGAGGUUGCAGGCUUUUGUACAGAGGAAAUACUAGGGUUAACAUCACUUUGGCUCUUUGAGUUGGAAAGUGUUGAAAGCAGCGAAAGUACUUAAAUUCAGCUCAGAUAUCUUUCUUUUAGAGCUAUUAGUGACCUAUCAUGGUCUUGAUUCUGCCUUUGUAUUGAAUUAAUUGGAGUAAUUUGUGCUUUCUGCCAUAUUAGCAGUAACCAAAGCAUCCUGCUGGAUUGCCAAAUUUACUUAUUAGUCAGCUAACACUAGCUUUGGACUGGAGGCAGCAUUUUGUACAGUAUGUCACAACCAGGCAUCUGUAGUUUACAGCAAGGAAACGGGAUGUGAUGGGAGCAGUUAGGAGUGGCUUUGGAGUGUGUUUGUUUUGGGUCUCAUUAGAGCCUCUGAAAAGCAAUUGGGUAGAGGAGCUUUAAAGAUGGUGAGCAUGUUUGGGUUGCCACCAAUGACUAAUGACCUGCAGCCUAAAGCAAAUAUAGGAAAAACCUGAAUGCUUAAUCCCUACAGUGGUGUGGGAGACAUUUUGCUGGCAUGGUUUGGGUCCACUUGUUCCCUUAGAGGAACCCGCAUUAUCUAUGAUCGCAAGUUCCUACUGGAUCGGCGUAAUGCUCCCAUCGCUCAGACCCCCCCAGCUCAUCUGCCUGUCAUCCCUGGAGUGACAAGCCAGAAUGUCCUGAGUGAGAACCAGAAGAAUGAAGCCAACAACCACAUCAACAACCAUGAUGGCAAGCCCACAACUGGUGAUGACGCUCAGUUUGAAAUGGACAUCUAAUUGAAAUGGAACCACACCAGCAAAAGCAAAUGACCUGGCAUCACAUGUGCUAGUGGCUUGGCUUGUAGAAACCAAUGUUGCGAGCCCUCAUGGCAGCCAUCUUCUUUAGCUCUCUGUCUCACCGCUGGAUAUAAUGUGUGUAAACCAUGGGGAUUCAUUAUGUCAUACAUAAAAGUAUGGUGAGGCCAACUCUGGAAAUUAGGUUUAUUUGAAUAGAUUUCCAUGGUUACCGGUCACUGUACAAACAGCCACACAACAAGGGAGCAGGCCUGAAAAUUAUGUACCCAGACACAUUGGUCAAUUAGUAGAUUGCAGUGCUAAUUUUAUAGCUUUCAAUGUCAGGAUCCUCAACAGAGCACCCUGUAAAACUGAUUAUAUUUCAAUAUAACUGGGGAAGGAAGUGGUAAUUUUAGUACCAGCCUUGGAAUCAGUCAAAAGCUUUGAUAUUCAUCACAGUCUUUAGUUUUGAAGAUCGUUGUAAGCAUGUUAUUUAAGUGACUAUUUUUUUGGGGAGGGGGGGUUGGAACUACUUGAAAGGCUCCACAAUUGAUUAUCAAUUGUUUGGUUUCCCAUAAUGGUAUGUAAAGAGAUGCCAUGUUUUAUUUUCCAAUUAGAUGAGGAGUUCAUGCCAUUCCAGGAUUUAAGUUUCCAUUACCAACACAAGCCUAGGUGAGUUUCCAAUUUCAGGGGAAACAUUUUUACCUGAAUUUUAGGCCAUGACUUAUUUUUGUAAUCAUCAAAUGAUUGUAUUUCCCGUUAUUAUUAAACGUAUUAUGAAGCAGGCAAUUAAAAACAUGCUUUUCAUUUAGAAUGAAAUUUCAGUAUAGUAUAACAGUAUCAAGGACCUUGGUUUAUCACUAUCAUGACCUUGAUUUAAAUGUUAUUUACACAUUUGUCUCUUGCCAAGAAAAGUUAAUACCCUUUUUCUCCAGAUUUGACUUAACUGGUUUGUUGUGUUGGCAAGAGCUUUGUGUUCAUAAUUUGGUAACUAACACAAGAGGUCAUACAUAGCAACAUCUGUCAGGUGAUUUUGAAUAUACAGACCAAAUAAACAUUUAGAACUAUGUGGAAAUGGUUGAUAUCGCAAUGUUAAUUUUUAGGUGAAAUACAAAUUUUUUGAGAAACUUGAAAAAAAUCCAGAUGUUUUAUAUGCAUUUUAUUUUUUAAUACAGUUUCUAAGUAUUGAGGGUAUUUGUUUGGACACUGUCAAGCCUUGGAUUUGUUAGACAUGUCAAGGAGCCAGAAAAUGUGACAGACGCUGUCCCUUAUUCUACAACUCUGUCCCCAGUGUCCUUAAAUCAUUUUACACUCUUUUUCGUGUGUCAUGUCUGCCCAUGCCUUACUUUUGAUGAAAUGCAGUAAAUGAAAUUGGGUUCCUUGUCAUCAAUUUGUACUUUCCAACAGAUGUUUAUUUUUACACUGAACAUUGAACAAGUAACAUUGUACCUUGCAAAUGAGCAAAAAAUGUUUUGGGUUUGUUUUUUUUUUCCUAUACAGUUUCCUUUCUGAAGCAGCUGUGAAGUUUGAAAGUGUGAUGGCAUACAUGUCAUUCUGGGAUUCUGAAGUUCAGAUAUUGAUGUCAUUAAGAGUGAUACAUGCUAAUUUAGUCCCAUUAGUUUUUUUUUUCUUUUUUUUUUUACACCACAGUAAUCAUUGUCCUCUCUGCUAAUUGUACCCUGUGCCAGUAACAGCUCUGAGCUUGGCAAGUAAAUCACCAGGGUUUUUGAUUGAUUGAUUGAAGUUUGAGUUUGUUUCUCUGUAACCUCUGAAUGGGUGAAAGGAUGUCUAUCAAAGAGUUGUUUUGUUUUCGUUUUUAAUCAACUCUGGCCGUGUUUGAUGACAAAUGCGUCAAAGGGUCACUCAAACCUGGUUUGCAUUGCACAUUUCUGGUGAUAGGCCUAAAACUCUAUAUUAUGGCAUCAAUAAUUCAGAUUGCAAAUGUAUUUCAAAUCAGUUUGGAUUGGCAGUGAGGGCUUAACAUUGUGUGUGGACAGAGAUUUGAAACAAAAUUACAGUAACUUUGUUCUGAUUUUAAAUAACUUUAUUUUAAUGAAACUCCAAUGCCAGUGGACACUGUUGCUGCAGGAUCAAUAAAGUUCUGUAACAAAGGAAA